UUUCCCAAGUUUAUUAAAUUAAAAAAUAAUAAGAAAAGAAAUAAAAGAAACCAAAAUCUGUGAAAAAUUAAAAAUUCUUCAAAAUGAAACCUUCAGAAUUGCUGUUACUUUUGGAAAGGGUCAAAUUCAAAGUUCCCUUGCCGCCUGGUGUAAAUAGUGCCACAUUAUUACCAAAGUUAAUACGAACCAAGGAUGUUAAACAGUUACAGGACGGCAAUUCACAACCUUCAAAGCCAAAAUUAACAAAAUGCCUAAACACUUUAGAUCUCACAUCGCUGGGCAUUGGUUCGUGUUGUGGCACUGGCAUGUAUUUAGUUGCCGGUAUGGUGGCCAAAAAUAUUGCCGGACCUGGUGUGAUAAUUAGUUUUGUUAUUGCCGCAGUAGCUAGUAUUUUUUCAGGCGCCUGUUAUGCAGAGUUUGGUGUGCGUGUACCACAUACAUCCGGUUCGGCGUAUAUGUAUUCAUAUGUUGCCGUUGGCGAAUUUGUUGCAUUUAUUAUUGGUUGGAAUAUGAUAUUGGAAUAUUUAAUAGGAACAAGUGCCUGUGCUUGUGCGUUAAGUUCAAGUUUUGAUUCACUAACCGGCGGUGCCAUAUCAGCAGCCAUAGGCGAUACCAUUGGUACCAUAUUUGGUAAACCACCUGAUUUUAUAGCCUUCGGCAUAACACUCAUAAUGACAAGUGUACUGGCAAUGGGCGCCAGCAAAUCGGUGAUAUUUAAUCAUACUUUAAAUGCCAUAAAUCUUGCAACCUGGGUGUUUGUUAUGACUGCUGGCUUAUUUUAUGUGGAUACAAAUACAUGGACUGAACAUCAAGGAUUUUUGCCAUAUGGUUGGAGUGGGGUGUUUUCCGGUGCUGCCACGUGUUUUUAUGCAUUUAUUGGCUUCGAUAUUAUAGCCACAACGGGUGAAGAAGCCCACAAUCCUCAGAAAAGUAUUCCAAAAGCAAUAGUCGGUUCACUGUUUGUUGUUCUGUUUGCCUAUGUUACAGUAAGUUUAGUUUUAACUUUGGUGGUUCCCUAUGAUCACAUCAAUGCUGGCGCUGCUUUGGUGCAAAUGUGGUCGUAUGUCAAUGCGCCCAAGUGCCGGGCCAUUGUGGCGAUUGGCGCAACGGCUGGUCUAUCGGUGGCCAUGUUUGGUUCCAUGUUUCCAAUGCCUAGAGUUAUUUAUGCCAUGGCUCAGGAUGGUUUGAUAUUCAAACAACUUUCCCAACUAUGGCAACGCACUAAUGUACCUGGUUUAGCCACAAUAGGCAGUGGUGUUGCAGCAGCCUUAGUAGCACUAUCUGUACGUCUAGAGAUUCUAGUGGAGAUGAUGUCAAUCGGUACUCUGCUCGCCUACACACUGGUCUCCACAUGUGUCCUAGUGCUGCGUUAUCAACCACACAGUACUUCCUUAAUCGAACUACUACCAGCUCAACUGCGCACACCCAUAACGGCGGGUGCCGCUAACGAUCCUCACAAAACUACAGCUGAAGUGAUGGAGACGAAUAAAUUGACGAUCAAACGUGUUACACGAGGCAUGUCCGAUUCAGACGAUUCAUUUAUCGAUGAAAGUCCCGAAGGCUAUUUGGGUCGCGAUGAUCAAUUUCUGGUAUCAGAUCGUUCGGAAAACAAAUUCUACGGUGCCGUACAUGGGGCACCAACUGGUCCAACUGGCCAAGCAACCGCCUUCGAUACGAUGGGCCUAAAUUUCAUAUCGCGAAAGAUACAUGAUUAUUCUUACCUGUGUCCGGGAUUCUUUCCCUGGAUAAAUCCCGGCCAGGCCACCACGGAAAGUGGCAUGUAUGUGACCAAACUUGUUGGCAUCAUGUUCGGUCUCAUAUUCUUCUUGGAUCUAUUUGCGGCCAUUGGCUGGUCCGGUGGUUUCGCAGCAUUCAUUUAUUUCAUUUUAUUUAUCGGCAUAUUUGUGAUAUUAUUAAUUAUCUCAAGACAACCACAAAAUAGAUAUGCGCUUGCGUUCCUUACCCCUGGACUUCCAUUUAUUCCAGCGAUUGCCAUUGCAGUCAAUAUCUAUUUAAUAUUUAAGUUAAGCAUAUUAACCUUAGUUAGAUUUACCAUAUGGAUGUCACUGGGCUUCGUUAUGUACUUUUAUUAUGGCAUCACCCACAGUACCCUCGAACAGACAACCGAUGACAUGGAACUAAGAGUCGACAAAGACUAUAGCAAAAAUGUCGAAGAGAAAGCUGUUUGGGAUCAACCUUCCUAUAUGAACCAAAAUCAUGAACCCGUAUGGGCCAGUAAAGAUAAUGCGAAAGAAAAUGCAACAAAACCUCGAUCCAAUCAUUCCUCCAAGCCACAAGAUAACAACUCCACAAAUGCACACAAUACAACAAGUGCAAGAAAUCCAGGAAUUGGUCAAACCAGUGGAAAUACGGGAACAUUUAGUAUGUUUAUUGAUGAAACACAAUUUCCAACGUGGGACGAUUAAAACAGAUGAUAAAUUUAAAUAGUUUGUAAGAUUUUAGUUUUACACCAUUUUGGAUUUGAACCCCAUAC
Calliphora vicina (urban bluebottle blowfly) is the source of this 2494-nucleotide messenger RNA. RefSeq names its product high affinity cationic amino acid transporter 1. The record is from RefSeq and is a predicted model, not a curated record. Gene Ontology annotation, biological process: transmembrane transport; amino acid transport. The transcript is spliced from 12 exons. Bases 84 to 2426 code for a protein of 780 amino acids. Gene Ontology annotation, molecular function: amino acid transmembrane transporter activity. Gene Ontology annotation, cellular component: plasma membrane. Lineage: Eukaryota; Metazoa; Arthropoda; Insecta; Diptera; Calliphoridae.